UCGCCGGGGUCCGAGGAGCUGAAGAGCUGGUAGCUGAGCCAGCGCGGCGAGAAGACAGAAAACGCGGAAACCGGGAAGCAGACAAAUCUGGAAGCUUACAGCGACAGACGGAUAAUUCCUCUCCCUCCACCUCUCACUCUUAACCCAGUCUGAGAGCGCCGAGCGAGGCCGGACAUGUCCGACAGCACCUUGUUCACCACUAUCUGGCAAUCCCGGGAGCUGCGCCAGGCCAGCGAGAGCGCCCUGCUUCAUGUCAGGUUUCCAGAUUUCCAGAGCGGACACAGGAAGGCCGCCUCCUUUCACAGGGUGCCCCUCCCUGCCCACCCCCACCCCUACCACUCUAGUCUUGGGGUGCGCCGCUCCACUGCCUCCACCAACCUGCUGCACCACGAGCUGUGCCACCGCGCCACCGACAGCCUGAUGUCCCUGGACAGCCUGGAGGGCAGCGCCCACCCCACGCCCACGCACUCCGAUUCCAGUGCCGAGCGGCGAGCAGAAACUCUUUGGACAGAGCCCCCCAGUGCCUCAGAGGAGACCAGCAAGGCCCAGGAUGUCUUCAAGACUCCCCCCCUACUGGCCGAGGAGGCGCAGGAAGUGAAGAGCCCUGGCGCGCUGCCCCCAGGUGGAGGGGAAGGGAAGCGCGAUGAGGAGGAGGAGAAAUCCCAAGAGGAGAAGGAGACUUGGGAGACAGCGUCUAUUUUAGAAGGAGAGGAGGAGGAAGUUGGGAAGGAGACUGCGGAUGGAGUGGAAGAGGAGGAUGGAGGGGAGGAGAUCUUGGAGAAGCUGGAGGAGUCGUUGCUGUGUAUCGAGGAAGAGGAGGAAGAGGAUGUGGAAAAGGAAGAGAAGACUGGGACACCCAUACCCGAGGAGAAGAAGGCAGUACCCUCCAUUGGAGAAGAUAACAGUGGAACCCAGGGUUUUCAAGUCCUUCCCAAGUGCCAGGUGCCGGCUGAGAUCACGCACUGCCUGUUUGAACUCGAGGAGGAGUGUAUGGGGGUGCAGAGGGAGAGUGAGGAAGUGAAGUGGAAGAUGCAUCUCAUUCACCGCAGCUCUGUGGCCAUACAGGAGACCCUCCGGACCUUGCAGCGGAGGCUGGCAGAGAUACAGAAUGGGGAGCAUCAGCGUCCCAGAUGUGCCCACCACUGGGUGCCAGUCUCCCACCAUGCCUGGCACCACCCACAGCACCCCCACGCUCCCCCUCAUGCCCCUCACCCCCUGCCUCAGUCGCACCUGGCCCGCCGUCCCUCUGCCACCUGCCUGCCCUGCUACUCAGCCCAUCCCAGCCACCCUGCCCACCUCCACACGGAGCCCGAUUCUUCCCACUCCCACCCGAGCCCCAUUCCUCCUUCCCCACACCCCUCCCAUCCCCCGCCCCCAGCUCACCUGUCUCGGAGCCCCUCUGCCACCUGUCUGCCUUGCUACGCCACCCAACCCACCUACCCCCAUCACAGCGCCCACCCCGGACCCACUUGUGCCCAGCAGCACAGGGCAAGAGAGGUCAGCUUCCAGGCCAUUUCUGAUCUCAGGGAAGGCUUGGCCCGGCUGGGGGAGGAGUGUGCAGAGGACCGGAAGGAGAGGAGGGAGGCCAUCUUAGCCCUGAAGGCUUUCCAAGACAAGCUCCACAGUUUCAUCAACCAGUGGGAGUGUGGACAGAGGGAGCAGAGUGACAUUCUGCACAGCCUGCAGUGCUUGAAAGAGCAGACGUUGAACAUCACCGAGCUGCAGUGCAAAUAUUGGCCCUCUCAAAGAGGUACCUGGACGAUGAGUAGCAUAGGAUCAGUACGGACGGGGUGAAGCAUAGAAGGACUCCUUCAGUUCCGGAACUGCUUUGUUUUACUCAGAAGACUGAAUUCCUGCAAGCCUGGCCCUGGCAACGAAGUCUUCAAGGGCAGAAGAAUGUGUUCUGCCUGGAAUAUCCCGGUGGCAAUUCAUCUACACAUGCACACUCUUGUGCUGAUCAGGAAUGAAGAAGUAAACCUGGCAGGUUUCAAGGACAAAGCCAAGGUUGUGACCAUCUUCAAGACGGAAGCCAAAGCCCUUCUGUACAAGUUACAGAGCAAUCUCUUUGCCACCCAUCGAGGGCAAUGAUCUUCUAUCAUUAGAAGAACUCUCCUCAUCUGCCUUAUUUCUCCGGCGGAAAACCCUCUCCCAGAAACUUGACAUGGGGUUGGAAAAAGAGAGGAUGAGGAUGAGAGGUGGAAAGGGCAAACGGGAGGAAUUAUAGCAGCAAGUCCUGGGGGAGUAUGGUCCACGACUGAGCCGGAGGCAGGAAGAGGACCUGGGAAGGAGCUCAGCACUGGGAUGUCCUGGCGGGAUUCGGGAAGUGCUGAACAUGCCUGUGCAGCAGACAACCCCUGCUCCUCCUGCCAGCAUGUGCAGGUGCUAUAGAAGACAGUCCUAUCCUUCAGUGCCUGUUGCCCAUCUCCUUCUGCGCAUGCUGGUCAAUCAACUCCCCCCCCCCCUUGUCCUGUAAUUGC
Molecule: messenger RNA, 2477 nt
Organism: Lepisosteus oculatus (spotted gar)
Lineage: Eukaryota; Metazoa; Chordata; Actinopteri; Semionotiformes; Lepisosteidae
Product: testis-specific serine kinase substrate-like
Cellular component (GO): centriole
Molecular function (GO): protein kinase binding
Source: RefSeq, a predicted model, not a curated record